AUGCAUAAAUUUGAAACGAAGGUAAGAUUUUUUCUUUCAUUUUGAAAAAUGAGAUUGCUUUUCAGAAUCUGUUAAGCCAUGAAGGCCGGAGCAAAGUCCAAGUCAACGAUGUUUCGAAGGAGGCUGCUGAGGACACGUUCGUCUUGAGGAGCUCGAAGAAGUCGUCGUCUUCUUGGACUUUGAGAGAUGGUGAUUAGAUUAAUUGAAAAAUCAUAAUAUUGACUGAUUUUUGGGGUAUUAACUAUCAGAAAAAGUUGUUUCUGUAAGUAUUGAAGUUUGAUUCAGAGAAGCUUGAUCAUUCUGAAAAAAAUCAAAAAAAUUACUGUAAAAAUUUUUCAGUUGCCGCCAAGUUCUGUUGGAUCCUUCUCAACACUCCCUGUCAGCAGCUGGAAAACUGA
Messenger RNA from Caenorhabditis auriculariae, 398 nucleotides. The record is from the annotation of a GenBank genome assembly. NCBI's taxonomy places the organism in Eukaryota, Metazoa, Nematoda, Chromadorea, Rhabditida, Rhabditidae.